CAUCUGCUAAGUGAAUACAUGAAAAUCGUGACAAGUUAUGUUCUCUGAAAGCACAGAAUAUCUUGACAUUUACGUGUAAUGAGCCUCACCGAAAACCUAGGGAAAAUGUUCUUCGACAUAUUUAUACUUAAAAAUUCUGAAAAAAAUACACGGAUAAAAUGAGAUGUCGACAGCCAAGGGUUGUAAUGAUUCUUUGUGUGUGUGUGUUGUCAGCUUUUCCCUGCUUUUCCCUGCUGUUUAGAUUUUCAGUGCAUUUUAGGUCUACAGAAUGUAAAGAAGAUGAAGAAGCGGUUACCUCCUUUACAGUAUGUGUGAUAUAAGAGAAUACGUGAUGAGUAGGAGCCAGUUUUUUCCAAGCACGUUUUCAGGAGCCUUUUCAUGGCACUUGUUUUCACACCUCUCUGUCCCACCUCCUUUUUUCCACUCGGGUUCCACCGCUCAUCUGCAUGAAGCCUUUCGAUUGGCUGUUGGACUCUUAUUAGAAUAUGCUGCUGUGUGCUGAUUGGCUGAGAGCUGCAGCGGGCGUGGCAUAUCCUGUUGAAAACACUCAUAAAAGGGAGGCUGCGAUCCAGAGACACUGAAGCAUCUAAGUGCUGCUGUCAGCUUCGUGAGGUGCUGCCCUCCCCCGCCCUACGUCCCAUCAAGUACUCGGUGCGGCGAGCUCCCUUGAAUCUUUCAAAGACCUGCGAACGUUCAGCGUCCUACAAGCAAAGUUGUGUCGAAGAAAGAAGGAAAAGACAGAGAGAGCUGAGAAAACACCUGACGAAGGCUGAAGAACAUGUCCCUGGAUGUGAAAGAGAAGACCCAUGUGCGGCUGGUUUUCCUCGGGGCCGCCGGCGUCGGUAAGACCGCGCUCAUCCGCCGCUUCUUGCAGGACACCUUUGAGACAAAGCACAGGCGCACGGUAGAAGAGCUCCACAGCAAGGAGUACGAGAUCGGUGGCAUCAAGGUGACCAUCGAAAUCAUGGACACCAGUGGCAGCUACUCUUUCCCAGCCAUGCGCAAGCUCUCCAUCCAGAACAGCGAUGCCUUCGCCCUGGUCUACGCCAUUGAUGACCCAGAGUCCCUGGAGGCCGUCAAGAGUCUGCGAGACGAGAUCCUGGAGGUGAAGGAGGACAAGUUCACACCCAUCGUGGUGGUGGGCAACAAGGCAGACCGGGAGGGUGAGAGGCAGGUGACCAGCGAGGACGUGCUCUCCACGCUGGAGCUGGACUGGAACAACUGCCUCCUGGAGGCCUCGGCCAAAGAGAAUGACAACGUGGUGGAGGUGUUCCGGGAGCUACUCCAGCAGGCGAACCUGCCGAGCCGACUGAGCCCUGCGCUGCGUCGACGCCGGGAGACCUUCCCCAAGGACACCGGUCUGCGGCCGCCCAUGAACAAGACCAACAGCUGCACGGUCUCCUAACCUGCCGGUGGGCAGGGGACAGGCGACAGGUCGCUCCCCUGGGCCACACGGCACUGCUGCUCAGAGAGGGUGCGUGAGAGAGAGGAGACGGCCAGAGCUGGCUGAGCUGCGGUAAAAGACAAACCCGUGUUUAAAAAAAAAAGAAAAAAAAAAAAAAAAAACCCUUCGUCUCUCAUCUCCCCUCGUCUGUCCAAGAGACUGCAAGCAGAAGGAAAGUGACGGCUGAAGGGGAAGGACCCCGUGAGGAAAGGGACAGUGCCAUGUGUCGCGUACAUCGUGCGAAGCGGAGCCGUGCCGUCAUUCCACACACCUGUGGUGGUGCCAAAGUGACAGUGAGCUUUCGGUGUUCCGUGUGUAGAUCAGUGUCCAGCAUUUCCGCGUUCAUGCUCUAUCUUAAUACCCGUAAUGUGCACAAGGUCUUCACUUGCAAUAAUAAUUCAGACCAUUGAAGACUGUAAAAUUGUUUCUGACUGAGCGCAGAGGAGAAGACGUGCACCUGUUGGGAACUGUGCAAAAUGCUUUUGUUUGUUUUCGUUUCAACUUUAAACUUACAAUGGUGCACAACUCUCAGACAAGGGUUUGAAAUUGACUUUUACUGUAAAUCAGCGCACGUAUUAAACUCAUGUCCUGCACAAACUGAUUUGAAGCUGCAAAGCUCUGUGUACUUGCACUUUGUUUAAAAUUGGCAUUUAAGUAUUAGUUUUAAUAAAUUAGAUUUUGAGGUUUUUGUAUCUGAAUUUCUUUUUAAUACCGUACGUAUUCAAAUAAAAAUGUUUACUUGUGCCAGAAAUUUAUGUUGAUUUACUUGACUGUUGGCUAUAUGGAAUGUAUUGCAUACAGAUAAAUAAAAUGCUCUUCAAA
Molecule: messenger RNA, 2266 nt
Organism: Scleropages formosus (Asian bonytongue)
Lineage: Eukaryota; Metazoa; Chordata; Actinopteri; Osteoglossiformes; Osteoglossidae
Gene: rasd4
Product: rasd family member 4
Exons: 1
Coding region: 779-1405 (208 amino acids)
Molecular function (GO): GTP binding; GTPase activity
Source: RefSeq, a predicted model, not a curated record